GAGAGGAAAAAAGCUCAUCGAUAUCAAAUUAUUUUAUUAAAUAGAUUAUUUUCUUCAACUCGGUUUUGUGGCUUGCUAGUCAAAGAACACUGUUGUCUUAGUUUGUGUGUUUUGUACUUUAUCAGAGAGAGUGAAAAGGACCUUUCUUCUUCUUCUCCUCAUCGCUCUUUAGUUGCCUCUCGUAUCUCAUCAACACCCAUCAUCUCUCUCUCUCUCUUAUAUUCUUCUUCGCUCUGUUUCUUGAUAUCUCUGUUCUACACAACCACAGUUCAAGAAGCUACUUGUUGUCAGAAAAGAGCAAACACAAGCUUGCUUUCAUUGUCUAGAAAUGGGUUCUUGCCUCAGCUCUCGUGUCAAUAAUAAGAGCAGUGGUCUCUACGACCUCCACCUCUCGAGUGUUCAAUCAUCAUCAUCAGCGGCUCACAGGAGAGAAGGAGAGAUACUCAGCAAGGCGAACGUCAAAAGCUUCACCUUCAACGAACUAAAACUCGCGACCAGAAACUUCAGAUCGGACUCUGUUGUCGGAGAAGGCGGGUUUGGUUCUGUCUAUAGAGGUUGGAUCGAUGAGACGACUCUCACUCCGACUAAAUCUAGCUCCGGUCUUGUAAUUGCUGUCAAGCGUCUUAACCCUGAUGGGUUCCAAGGUCACCGAGAAUGGCUGACAGAGAUUAACUACUUGGGGCAGUUAAGUCACCCGAACUUAGUUAAACUGAUUGGUUACUGCUUGGAAGAUGAGCAAAGACUACUUGUGUAUGAGUUUAUGCACAAGGGUAGUCUUGAGGAUCAUCUCUUCACAACUGGUGUGAAGUGUAAGCCGCUCUCUUGGACCUUACGGGUUAAGGUUGCGCUUGAUGCAGCUAAAGGUCUAGCGUUUCUUCAUAGUGACCCUGUUAAAGUCAUAUACCGAGACAUAAAGGCCUCUAACAUCUUGCUUGACUCGGACUUCAAUGGAAAACUUUCAGACUUUGGGUUAGCCAGGGACGGUCCAAUGGGAGAAACAAGCUAUGUCAGUACAAGAGUCAUGGGUACAUUUGGCUAUGCUGCUCCUGAGUAUGUGUCCACAGGUCACUUGAAUGCUAGAAGUGACGUGUACAGUUUCGGAGUUGUGCUUCUAGAAAUACUAUCUGGGAGGCGAGCAUUGGACCAUAACCGACCAGCCAGGGAGCACAACCUUGUGGACUGGGCUAGGCCGUACCUCUCAAGCAGGCGAAAGGUUCUACUAAUUGUGGACUCUCGUCUUGAGUCACAGUACAAACCUGAAGAGGCAGUGAGAUUGGCAAGCAUUGCUGUGCAGUGCAUCUCGUCUGAACCUAAGUCAAGACCGACCAUGGACCAAGUGGUCCGAGCCUUGAUACAGCUGCAGGAAAGCAUGGCUAAACCGGCUAAAGUUGACCCGGGUAAAGAUACCAAGAACGUUGUGGGAUUGAAAACGGAAGACAAGUACCAGAAAAAGGGUUUAAACAAAAAGACCAUUGGUUUGUAGUAGGUAGAUUAUAAGGAUGUGGUUAGGUCUCAUGUCUCCUCGUGUGUUUGUAAUAUUGCGUGUAGUGAUUUUGUGACACUAGUUGUAGUUUUGCUCCUGAUAUGGAGAUUUUUUUCUUUCUUGUUUUCUCUGUCUAUUUGAUUAGAUACAUAGUUUAAUUUUUAUUUUCUAUGUCAUCUCUCAUACAAGUUUUGUUUUGUGUACC
This is a messenger RNA of Brassica napus (rape), 1688 nucleotides long. Its product is annotated as probable serine/threonine-protein kinase PBL1. Gene Ontology annotation, molecular function: ATP binding; protein kinase activity. Lineage: Eukaryota; Viridiplantae; Streptophyta; Magnoliopsida; Brassicales; Brassicaceae. The record is from RefSeq and is a predicted model, not a curated record. Gene Ontology annotation, biological process: protein phosphorylation. Bases 329 to 1483 code for a protein of 384 amino acids. The transcript has 6 exons.